GAGCUCGCUCUAAUGACCCGACAGUCAAGACCAUAUAGUCGCGUUACGAAAAUGAUCCGCCUCAGCGUAGUCGCCCUGGCUUUAGUCACCGUCUGUGUGGCGUCGAAGCCACGUCCAGUACGUCCACGCCUCGGUGGAUGGCAGGAGGUCGACCCAAAGUCCAACCCGAAGUACUUGGAAUUGGCUCACUUUGCAGUGGGAUCGCAAACCCAAGGACUGGAAUACUACAAUACCGUCGUUGAAGUUACUAAAGCAAGCCAACAGGUGGUAGCUGGCAUGAACUACAGGUUGACACUGAAGGUGGCGCCAUCAGUAUGCAAGGUCGCCGAAACAGAGUACAACAGGGAGAGCUGUCAGCCACAGCCUGAUGCGGAAACGAAAGAAUGUGUGACCAAGAUAUACGACGUCCCUUGGCAGAACAAAAGAGAUGUGACUUCCUUCAGUUGCUAAGCGUUCUCCUAGCAACGGAUAGGACAGGAGGGACACCGGAUGAAGCUGAACAACAGCUGUCCUUCGAAGAUGAAGUGCACAAAUCCUCCUGAGCUACCUACGAGCUAUAUGCUUGGUGUGUUAGUAACUUAGUACUUGCCUAAUGAUAUGGAACAACAACGUCGUCAAUUUUAUAUAACUUCCCCCUGUUCCUUUAUGAUGUCAUUUCAUGAAUAAAUAGUCUCUGAAUUGCUA
Molecule: messenger RNA, 684 nt
Organism: Ornithodoros turicata
Lineage: Eukaryota; Metazoa; Arthropoda; Arachnida; Ixodida; Argasidae
Product: cystatin-1-like
Exons: 3
Coding region: 13-450 (145 amino acids)
Cellular component (GO): cytoplasm; vesicle
Molecular function (GO): cysteine-type endopeptidase inhibitor activity
Source: RefSeq, a predicted model, not a curated record